AUGCAUUUACGUUCAAUAAGUUCUUCUGAAAACGCUGAACUCAGGACUUUUUCAGCUGGCGGUGGACGAGGUGGCGGCUUUGGUAAUAAGCGUUUCGGUGCGGCUGCUGGGGCACCAAGAGAGGCACAGCAGUUUUACUGCGAGGUAUGCAAGAUAUCAUGUGCAGGCCAGCUGACAUACAAGGAACACUUGGAGGGUCAGCGUCAUAAGAAGAAAGAAGCCCUAGCGAAAGGGGAGAACAAUCCAAGUCUGCCUAAAAGCAAGGUAUCAUUCCGGUGUGAUCUCUGUAAUGUCACGUGUACCGGUCAGGAUACGUACAAUGCUCAUGUGCGAGGUGCUAAGCAUCAGAAAACGUUAACUCUUUGUAAAAAGCUGGGCAAGCCCAUUCCAUCGACGGAGCCUACAAUUAUUCCGCCGUCAGAGAUGGGUGGUGUAAUUCCUCCACCUCCCGGCGCUUCUACAGCAACCACUACUUCACCUGCAACUGCUGCUACGAACAGGGUUGUGGGGAUCUCCACCGUUAAUUUUGUUGCUGGAGCUAAACUAUCAACAACAGCUGGACAACUUGAAGCAAAGAAGCAGCAGGUUAUGCAAGCCGUGGGUAGUGCUGGUGUGAAACCUGCUGAAGAGCCCCCAACGCAGGCAAUUAAAGGACAAACGGAAGAGCUUCAGGCUCUUAUCGCUGCCGAACAAAGCUUGAAGCCAGUCGGUGAAGAGUUUGUGGAAGCUCAACGUGAUGCAACUGGAAAACUCCUACAGUAUCUCUGCAAGCUGUGCGACUGCAAGUUCAGUGAUCCUAAUGCGAAGGAAAUUCAUCUAAAAGGGCGUAGACAUCGGCUGCAAUACAAAAUGAAGGUUGAUCCAAAUCUGGAAGUAGAAGUCAAACCGGCAACGAGUCGAAGAGGAACCAAGUAUGAACGUGGACGUGCUCCUCCUGCAAUGAUGCCUCGUGGUCCUCCCAUGCCUCUAGCAGGUGUGACUUUGCCACGUAGCAUUGGUCCAUUUGGGCCGGGAGGGCCUGGUAUGCGUGGUCCGUGGUUCGGCAAUGGUCCAAUAGACGGUAGACGAUUCGAAAGCACUGAUGAUCGUCACGUUCAGGCGAAGCAUACUUCGAUCUAUCCAAAUGAUGAACAACUCACGGUCAUUGAACGCCUUGUGACUGAAACAGAAAAAGCACUGAAGAAAGUGUCGGACUACUUCAAUGAACGUGACCAUCCUGAAACAAAACCUUUGAUUGCCGAAGCAGAAGGGGAGAAGGCCAAGGAAGCAGCGGCACCGGAAAAGGAUCGCCUCCUGAAAGGAGUGAUGCGUGUUGGAAUGUUAUCAAAAGGAUUGCUCCUUAAAGAUGAUACCGAGGUUCAUUUAGUCGUACUAUGUUCUCGCAUUCCUGGUUUGGCUCUGCUAAAAGAAGUUGCAUCUCUGAUACCACUUCACUAUGAGAAACCCGAAGGAUCUACAGUUGAUAUCACAUUAGAGGAAAAAACUGCGUCAAUGAUCUUGCGGCAGAGCUCCGUGCCGAUUCAGUGCCGGAUCACUUUGACAUCUCGUGAAUUUAGGGAAGAUGCGGCAGGAGACGCAGCACCACUCCCGCCCCCUGGAGAUGCUCUAGACAAAGAGGCUUGCCUCAAAGCACUGGCUCAGCUGCGCCACGCUAAGUGGUUCCAGGCUAGAUGCAUCUAUCUACAGUCGUGCCAGAUUACACUUCGUAUCCUUCGCGAUAUUCGUGCGAGGAUUGAGUCAUGGAGAGCUCUGAACGAUUGGAUGAGCGAGCUACUCGUAGAGAAGGUGUUGUCGUCGUGUUUGGCUCCUCUUUCCGUCGGCGAUGCUCUGCGACGAGUUUUUGAAGCUGUAGCGAGUGGUGUACUCCUUAAAACCGGUCCUGGCAUUGCUGAUCCUUGUGAAAAGGAAGCAAUGGACGUUUUGGCCCCUCUCACCGGACAACAGAGAGAAGCGAUUACUGCCAGUGCUCAGCACGCUCUUCGUCUAAUAGCCUUUAAUCAGCUGUACAAGGUAUUAGGAUUGGAGCGCCUACCUGAUGUUCGCCCACCGCUCGCUGACAGAAAGCGACCGAUGGAUACUGCAAAUGCUGCUGAGGACGCAGCACCACUCCCGCCCCCUGGAGAUGCUCUAGACAAAGAGGCUUGCCUCAAAGCACUGGCUCAGCUGCGCCACGCUAAGUGGUUCCAGGCUAGAUGCAUCUAUCUACAGUCGUGCCAGAUUACACUUCGUAUCCUUCGCGAUAUUCGUGCGAGGAUUGAGUCAUGGAGAGCUCUGAACGAUUGGAUGAGCGAGCUACUCGUAGAGAAGGUGUUGUCGUCGUGUUUGGCUCCUCUUUCCGUCGGCGAUGCUCUGCGACGAGUUUUUGAAGCUGUAGCGAGUGGUGUACUCCUUAAAACCGGUCCUGGCAUUGCUGAUCCUUGUGAAAAGGAAGCAAUGGACGUUUUGGCCCCUCUCACCGGACAACAGAGAGAAGCGAUUACUGCCAGUGCUCAGCACGCUCUUCGUCUAAUAGCCUUUAAUCAGCUGUACAAGGUAUUAGGAUUGGAGCGCCUACCUGAUGUUCGCCCACCGCUCGCUGACAGAAAGCGACCGAUGGAUACUGCAAAUGCUGCUGAGGAAGUGAAGAAAGACAAAAAAGAAGGAGAGAACGGAAGCGCCGAGCCUGCAAAUGCUGGUGUUGCUGUGAAAAUGGAAGUGUAA
Molecule: messenger RNA, 2700 nt
Organism: Cooperia oncophora
Lineage: Eukaryota; Metazoa; Nematoda; Chromadorea; Rhabditida; Trichostrongylidae
Source: the annotation of a GenBank genome assembly